AAAAUGGAACACACCAGCAGUGUGAGGAGACCUGAAAGUGGCACAUGGCAGAGUGUGGCGAUGGAGACAGCAGCAGUGGCACCGUAUGGCAGAGACACUGUGGACCUGGCAGCAGCAGCAAUGAGGAGGCCGUACAGGGACCCAUGAGAGAGAUUAGGGGCCUGGCAGCAGCAUGGAGAGGACCCUCUGCGGCACCCUAUGGGGAGGGGCAGUGUGAGGAGACCUGAAAGUGGCACAUGGCAGAGUGUGGCGAUGGAGACAGCAGCAAUGGGAGGCCGUACAGGGACCCAUGAGAGACUCUGGACCUGGCAGCAGCAUGA
Molecule: messenger RNA, 320 nt
Organism: Staurois parvus
Lineage: Eukaryota; Metazoa; Chordata; Amphibia; Anura; Ranidae
Source: the annotation of a GenBank genome assembly